Messenger RNA from Nestor notabilis (Kea), 1193 nucleotides. Its product is annotated as proto-oncogene Wnt-3-like. The record is from RefSeq and is a predicted model, not a curated record. Gene Ontology annotation, molecular function: cytokine activity; frizzled binding. Gene Ontology annotation, cellular component: extracellular region. Lineage: Eukaryota; Metazoa; Chordata; Aves; Psittaciformes; Psittacidae. Gene Ontology annotation, biological process: neuron differentiation; cell fate commitment; multicellular organism development.
AUGGAUUACCACCUGCUUGGACUAAUUUUAUCUUUUCUCUUCAAUGGCACAAAGGUCUUAGCCGGUUACCCAAUUUGGUGGUCCCUUGCACUAGGUCAGCAGUACAGCUCUCUGGGGUCCCAGCCCAUCCUCUGCGGCUCCAUCCCCGGCCUCGUCCCCAAGCAGCUCCGCUUCUGCCGCAACUACAUUGAGAUCAUGCCCAGUGUGGCCGAGGGGGUGAAGUUGGGCAUCCAAUGCCAGCACCAGUUCCGGGGCCGGCGCUGGAACUGCACCACCAUCGAUGACAGCCUGGCCAUCUUCGGGCCAGUCCUGGACAAAGCUACACGAGAGUCUGCCUUUGUCCACGCCAUCGCAUCGGCAGGGGUGGCCUUCGCUGUAACCCGCUCCUGUGCUGAGGGCACGUCCACCAUCUGCGGCUGUGACUCCCAUCACAAAGGACCUCCGGGAGAUGGCUGGAAAUGGGGGGGAUGCAGCGAAGAUGCUGACUUCGGCGUGUUGGUGUCCCGGGAAUUCGCUGAUGCCCGAGAGAACCGGCCGGACGCGCGCUCAGCCAUGAACAGACACAACAACGAGGCCGGCAGGACGACCAUCCUGGACCACAUGCACUUGAAGUGCAAGUGCCACGGUCUCUCAGGAAGCUGCGAGGUGAAGACCUGCUGGUGGGCCCAGCCUGAUUUCCGGGCUAUUGGUGACUACCUGAAGGACAAAUACGACAGCGCCUCCGAGAUGGUGGUUGAAAAGCACCGUGAAUCUCGGGGAUGGGUAGAAACUCUGAGGGCCAAGUACGCUCUUUUCAAGCCACCAACGGAGCGGGAUCUGGUCUACUAUGAGAACUCCCCCAAUUUCUGUGAGCCCAACCCAGAGACAGGCUCCUUUGGGACAAGGGACAGAACAUGCAAUGUCACCUCCCAUGGGAUCGAUGGCUGUGACCUGCUGUGCUGCGGUCGUGGCCACAACACCAGGACUGAGAAACGGAAGGAGAAGUGUCACUGCAUCUUCCACUGGUGCUGCUACGUGAGCUGCCAGGAGUGCAUACGUGUCUAUGAUGUCCACACCUGCAAGUAAACAUAGGUAGGUCUCCAGCUGAUGGGAGGUUGCUCCAGAGCAGGGCCAAGGGGUCCAUCAACCCUGUGAUCAGCCCCCACAUGGUGGCCUCACGCUUCAGAGGAUGGCAUUAAAAAACCCUGAUGCCC